GCCUCUGCCUUUUCUCGCCUGGGCAGAAAGCGCUGGGCCAGGGAAUGGGAAACCAAUAAACGAAAAGAGAAGUGCCCACGAAAGGAGCGGGUGCGAGCAGGGACAGCCGAGGGGUCUGCACCGACACUUCACGAUUUUGCACAGUCUAUCCAGAAACGUAUUUAAGAGCUUGGGGCGGACUCUAUAGAAGAAGAAAAAGAAGAACAGGAAAGGGGGAGUCAGAGGGAGAGGCCAGUGACUGGAGAGAAAUCUGCAGGCCAACUCUUCAUCCUGGAGGCCUAGGAGAAAGCAGAGCCUUGGCUAAAGGGGCUUCUAAAUCACCAGGGACCAUUGCUCUUUGACUUUCUAGACCCAGAAAUGGGCUGGAACUAAGGAUGAAGCUGCCAGGGACUGGCCCUGCAAUAGGAAGUUACUCCGCAGAUGGAUUAAGCGGAUCGGUCUCAGGACAAUCCAGAAGGGAGGGCAAAUACCAGGAUCCCAGCAGACCCAGGCCUCUAGGGAGUGGGACUCUCAGAACCUCAGGCGGCAGAACUUGGCCUGAGACCCAACCGAGGAGUAAGGGCGUCCUGAAAACCAGGGUUGGAGACGUCCAACUGGAGUCAGGCUGAGUCAGACAGUUAGGAGACAAAGGGCUUCUCCUGCCUGGUGCGUGAGAGCGGACUCCAGCGAGCAAGCGAGCGAGUGCUGGUGAAGGCUGCGGAGUCUGAGCCAGCGGCCCCGGUAGAAGUGGGGCCAGGGCCGGCGUGCUGCGCCUCCUGCGCUCGCUCGGGAUCCGCAGAGCUGGCAGCGGGCGGCGCUCAGCCGCGUUAGCAGUCGCCUCUUCUUCCCAGCCGGGGAGAGCGAGCCUUGGUCUCCCGCAUCCUCUGCCGCCAGCGAACAGACACUCCGCAGUCUUUCUACCCAAUCCCCUCCCGGCUACCGAGGGUCCAGGAACCAGGUCCCCCGGCUUUCCUGUCAUCCGUUGGGUCCCACGGCAGUCCUGAAGUUGAGUUUGCGAGGCGACACGGCGGCGGCGGCCGCGCUGCUCCCGCUCCUCUGCCUCCCCAUGGAUAUGCACUGCAAAGCAGAUCCCUUCUCCGCGAUGCACCCAGGGCACGGGGGUGUGAACCAGCUCGGGGGGGUGUUUGUGAACGGCCGGCCCCUACCCGACGUGGUGAGGCAGCGCAUCGUGGAGCUGGCCCACCAGGGUGUGCGGCCUUGUGACAUCUCCCGGCAGCUGCGGGUCAGCCACGGCUGCGUCAGCAAAAUCCUGGGCAGGUACUACGAGACUGGCAGCAUCAAGCCUGGUGUGAUCGGUGGUUCCAAGCCCAAGGUGGCAACGCCCAAAGUGGUGGACAAGAUUGCUGAAUACAAGCGACAGAACCCGACUAUGUUCGCCUGGGAGAUCCGAGACCGGCUCCUGGCUGAGGGAAUCUGCGACAACGACACAGUGCCCAGCGUCUCUUCCAUCAACAGGAUCAUCCGGACCAAAGUUCAGCAGCCUUUCCACCCUACGCCGGAUGGGGCAGGGACAGGAGUGACCACCCCUGGCCAUACCAUUGUUCCCAGCACGGCCUCCCCUCCUGUUUCCAGCGCCUCCAAUGACCCAGUGGGAUCCUACUCCAUCAAUGGGAUCCUGGGGAUUCCUCGCUCCAAUGGUGAGAAGAGGAAACGUGAUGAAGUCGAGGUAUACACUGAUCCUGCCCACAUUAGAGGAGGUGGAGGUUUGCAUCUGGUCUGGACUUUAAGAGAUGUGUCUGAGGGCUCAGUCCCCAAUGGAGACUCCCAGAGCGGUGUGGACAGUUUGCGGAAGCACUUGCGAGCUGACACCUUCACCCAGCAGCAGCUGGAAGCUUUGGAUCGAGUCUUCGAGCGUCCUUCCUACCCUGACGUCUUCCAGGCAUCAGAGCACAUCAAAUCAGAACAGGGGAACGAGUACUCCCUCCCAGCCCUGACCCCUGGGCUUGAUGAAGUCAAGUCAAGUCUAUCUGCAUCCACCAACCCCGAGCUGGGCAGCAACGUGUCAGGCACACAGACAUACCCUGUGGUGACUGGUCGUGACAUGGCGAGCACCACUCUGCCUGGUUAUCCCCCUCACGUGCCCCCCACUGGCCAGGGAAGCUAUCCCACCUCCACCCUGGCAGGAAUGGUGCCUGGGAGCGAAUUCUCCGGCAACCCGUACAGCCACCCCCAAUACACCGCCUACAACGAGGCUUGGAGAUUCAGCAACCCUGCCUUACUAAUGCCGCCCCCCGGGGCUCCGCCCCUGCCGCUGCUGCCGCUGCCUAUGACCGCCACUAGUUACCGCGGGGACCACAUCAAGCUUCAGGCCGACAGCUUCGGCCUCCACAUCGUCCCGGUCUGACCACCCACCCUGGAGGGAGGGAGGACCGACACGACGCGAUGCCUCUCGGACACCAUUCCAGCCCCACCCCCAUCCCAAGAUCCCCGCAGCCCUUCACGUCACCCCGUCGAAGGCCGGACAGGACGAGUGGAGCCGCGGGCGGGACCCUCAGGCCCGGGUCCGCCGCCCCCAACCCCGCCCGCCUCCCCUCCCCGCCUGCCUGGACUGCGCGGCGCCUUGAGGAGGGCCGGGCCCAGCUUGCUUGGGCUUCGCCCUGCGGUCUCGGAGCAGGCCUGCCAUUCCGCUGGCUCCGGUCCGGCCCACCACCGCACGCGCCGGAUAAAUUUCUGUGACACACAAUCAGCGCGGACUGCAGCGCGGCCCAGCCCCGGAGCAGCCUGCCUCGGACGUUUGGUCGCCGGGAGGCUUGGCUGGAGGGGCUGGGCAAAGGAAAAAAUGAACAAAACGAUUUUCUGCAAAAGAAGGAAAAAACGGCCUACCGAACCCUGGGGGAAAAUUCCUUAUCCUCUGAGCCAGCUGGACUGCCCCCAGCCUUCUGGGUGUGCUUAGCCCUAGAAGGCGGAAAAGGGGGCGUGAGGGGGAUCAAGGGAUGGCGCUUGGGGGCGUCAAGUCUUCCCAAGGCUGGGACCCAAGGCAUGCAGCCCCAGCGGCCUGCACCAACCGAGCCCGACUCUUGGCUCUUCGCUUCCUCUACCUGGACUGCCUAGUUCCCCAGGGCCUAGGCGUCUCCGACUACGUGACUCAACUCGGCCCCGCCUUGCCCCUACCUCAGCGUCACUUCCAUCUGCUGGCCUCCCAUUUUCCCCUCCUGCGGGUCCUUUGCCCAUCCCUCAUUACCCUUCUGUCCCUGGUUCCUAACUUGCCGCCCCAUGGGACGCUCUCCUCGACCCGCCGCAGGACCGGUUUCCAUCGGGAGCGGGCACUGGCCUUCCCGAGCAGUUUCUUGGUGCCCCCGACACAGACUCCCAAUCUGCGGGCCGCAGGAGCCGGUUCUGAGCCGACGUCCGAGCUGCGGCGGAGGUGGAAGUGGGGGCUGCCUACUCCCCACCGCACCCCUAGUCUCCUUCCCCACAAGAACUGAACA
This is a messenger RNA of Sciurus carolinensis (gray squirrel), 3428 nucleotides long. It is a transcript of the gene Pax2, whose product is annotated as paired box 2. The record is from RefSeq and is a predicted model, not a curated record. Gene Ontology annotation, molecular function: RNA polymerase II cis-regulatory region sequence-specific DNA binding; DNA-binding transcription factor activity, RNA polymerase II-specific. The transcript has 15 exons. Gene Ontology annotation, biological process: anatomical structure development; regulation of transcription by RNA polymerase II. The coding region runs from base 1046 to 2344 and encodes 432 amino acids. Lineage: Eukaryota; Metazoa; Chordata; Mammalia; Rodentia; Sciuridae.